This is a messenger RNA of Frankliniella occidentalis (western flower thrips), 4673 nucleotides long. RefSeq names its product inhibitor of Bruton tyrosine kinase. The transcript is spliced from 22 exons. The record is from RefSeq and is a predicted model, not a curated record. Gene Ontology annotation, molecular function: protein binding. The coding region runs from base 422 to 4570 and encodes 1382 amino acids. Lineage: Eukaryota; Metazoa; Arthropoda; Insecta; Thysanoptera; Thripidae.
CCCCUUCCCUUUCUGUACCGGAGGAAAGCCAAAGCUGGCUGCUGCGGUCUGCUGCUGCUCGAUUUUGUAUUUUGUGUUUUAUCUACACUGUCAGCUGUUGCUUCAUUCGGUUUUAUGCAGAUAACACUACGGUCGCGACAUUCUAAGCAUUUGUAAUUCCCUAGUUUGCAUGCCCAUCUUUUUCCGGUAAAAAUGUCUUCAUAUUGCACCACAUACUCAGUUGACACUGAACCUGCUUGGUUUUGUUGCUAACGAAGGAUUCUCGGACAAAAAUCAUGGCUUGUUAAACUUCAAUAGGUGGCCCUUUCUCGGGUGGGCCAAUCUGUUGAUAUAAUUUCAAAUUUUGUACCUGAUUAGAUAUUUAAUUACUUUAGAUAUUACUUUCUUUCUAUUUUUAUUUUACCUCUUAUAACAUUUUAAAAUGACUGGCAAAGACUUCCUGGGAGACUGCACUGAAAAUUGCAUGAGCCUUAAACAUGGAGAUGCUUUUGGUGCUGCAUUGACUUGGAGGGAACCAACCGACAGAGAGCUGGCAUCAGCUCUCACAUUAUUGUGUGGAAAUGUGGGAUCUAUAGCUGACAGUUUGGGGCGAACCAUCUUGCACAUGGCUGCAUCGCUUGGCAGGAGAGAAUUAGUGCAGUGGCUCAUUCAAAGAUGUGAUGCAAACUUAAAUGCUCAAGACCAUGAAUCAGGAUACACGCCUCUUCAUCGAAGUAUCUUUUAUGGUCAGAUUAAUGUUGCUGUUAUCCUUCUGCAGUUGGGUGCAGAUGUUAGCAUUAGAGAUAACAAUGGUUUAACUUCAAUUGAGCUGGCUAUGAAAGACCGUAUACCAGAUGUCAAGUUCUCUAUAGAUCUCCCAUGUGAAUUAUAUGUGUGGGGGACCAAUACUAACUUCAACUUAGGAACUGAAAAUAUGCAAGGAAGACAGCAACCCGAAGUUUUGGAUUUUUUCCGCAAACUGAACAAACCAGUAUCGAUUGUGCAGGUGCACAUGGAAAAAUUUCACACAGUUAUGGUAUCAGCCUGCGGGCGGGUGUGGACUUGUGGACACGGUCAGGGAGGUCGUUUAGGACUUGGUUCUGAAAGGACAGUUUUGGCCCCAAUGCCUGUGCAGUUGGGAUCAAUAACCAAAAGCCCUUCCCAGAAUCCCAAAUCUACACCUGGGCAACCUGAAGGGUGUGUAUCUGCUGCAGUCGGCAGGGACCACACCAUACUUCUAAUGGAGAGCUACACAAUUCUUGUGUUUGGAUUAAAUACUCACCAUGUUUUGGGUCUAAGUCCACCUCCUGACAAUGUUUUGGAGCCUCACAGACUGCCUAUGCGGUACUUAGAAGAUCUAAAGGAUACACCUCUAGGAGUGUGUGCUGGUCGCUUUCAUUCUGUAAUUUGGAGCAGAAAGGAAAUUUUGACAUUUGGUUUGAAUGCUGGCCAGCUGGGGCAUCCUAACAGUUUAGAAAAGACAGUUAUUCUUCCCAAAUCUGUAAAUGCCUUGUUUUAUAAAGAUGUGGACAUUACCCACGUUGCUGCUAGUGAUGGAGCAACUGUAGUUGCCACUGGCAGUCGUCAUAUCUGGGUCCUUCAUGAAUAUCAGAAAACAAGAUUACCGAUGCGGUACCCAAUAGCUAUAGAAAAAGUAGCUGUUGUUGGUGGACAUCUUGAUUCAGGAAUAGAUCCCAGUAGUUUAGCAGAAAAAGGAGAGCCCUUAAAGGUGGCAGCCAUUUCAAAAGAAGGAUCAGUAUUUUUGUGGCAAGAGAAAGAUCUUCAAAUGACCAGGUGUAUUCUUUCAUCAAGUCGUCAACUUAAAAUAAUAGAUAUUGAGUUAAAUCUAAGUAAAUCUGCCUUACUCUUAAUAAGUAGUGAUGGGGAAGCAUACUCUGGAGAAGUUAAACCCUGUAAAUUUAAAGCAACAGAAUUGAAGUCCUCCAAAGCGAGAAAGAGUGUGGCAAACACUGAUGGAGAACACCAUGUGGUUUACAAACAAACAGAAAAAAGUAAAACAAGUAUAAAAGUAUUUCUUGACCCAGAUGUUUGUUACCCAGUUUCCCUAAAUCGGUUGCCAAAUGCUCACAGGUCUUUAAGAGUCACAUCUGACCCUAAAGGAAGAAACUUUGCUCUUAUUCAGGCUCAUCCAUCUGUAUUUCUGAGUAAUGUGCCGGAGCUACCUCCGGCACAGCAUGGCUUGAGACAGGAUAUGUUAGCUUUACUUAAUGAGACUAACGAAUGGGACAAUUUACAUGACAUUGUAUUUGAGGUUGAACAUCGCCGCUUUGCUGCACAUCAAUUUGUGGUAUCAAAACAUAGCAACGUCCUUUUGAAAAUGAUCCGUGAAGGCAAAAAUUCCAUUGCCAAUGGAAGCGUUCCGGUGGUUAAAAUAUCAGAUGCAUCUGCAGAUGUAUUUGAACAGAUACUACUCUUUAUGUAUUUUGGGCAAUGUGCCUUCACGCACCCAAAAGACACUUGCUGUGUUAACACUCAUGCCCAUUUCGAAAAGGAAAUACCUUCUCCUUCAAAGAAAAAGAUGACCCCUCAAAAAUCCAAGAGUGGUGAGAAAAUUAAAAGCAGCACUUUUAUUGAAGAAGAAGAUUGUACGACCAAUCCUUUAACUCAAGCAAGAACAAUUGGAAAAAAGUUAGGACUAACAAAAUUUGUUGCCCUUCUGAAUAACUUAAAGUAUCAUGAUGGAAAAAUAGUAUGGGUUUCUGAUUCAAAACUACUAAAGGCAUCAAAAAUAGAAACCAUAGAAAUGGAUUGGAAUGAGACAUCAGAGUUUUGUGAUGCCAGCAUUCUCUCCAAAGAUGGAGUGACUUUUAAUGUACAUAAAUGCAUACUGGCAGCAAGAUCAGAGUAUUUUCACAAUAUGUUGGCUGGGGGAUGGAUUGAGAGCAAAGAAACUAGAAACCUCCAAUUACCUCUGGAUCAGUCCGUUUUAUCAAUACUGUUGGACUAUAUUUAUAAGGAUGUGACACCCAGUUUGGAUAGAAUCAAUGCUGCUGAUUUUGAACUUGCUAUGAAUGCAUUAAUUGCUGCUGAUGGUCUUCUGAUAAAUCCAUUCAAGACUCGUUGUGAAGCUGCUUUGGCCUCAAUGCUGACUCUAAGAAAUGUGGCAGUUGUUCUUGAGUUAGCCUACACUUACAAUGCACCAGAACUUCGUGACUGCUGUUAUCAAUUUGUGUGCCUUAAUCUGCCUUCCCUUCUGGAAUCAGGAAAUCUGUAUGGACUAUCACCUUUGUUAUUAGAUGGCUUACGAGAUUACUACUUUACUAUUCAUCCUAAGAUGCAAUGUCGGGUUAUCACCCCUUAUUCUUAUGCCCCUACAAUAGAUUUUAUCAAAGAAAUUUCGUCUUCAAAUCUUAUUGUUUGGGAGGACGAUUUGAAUUUUGAAUCCCCUGAUAAAAUGGAAACUCAAAAGAAAAUGAAAAAUUUGUCAAAGAGGAAGGCACGUUUUAGACGUUCUAGUGAAAAUUGCAGGGCCCGCCAACAUGCAGAUUCAGUGAGCUCGGUAAACUCAGAUGAUAUGGACACAUCAUUUGAUCCAGAGCCAUUAGAUUGGAGUGAUUUGGUUGAAAAGGAAGAAUCAGAUAUAAAUCAGUCUUUAGAAAAAGUUUCAUUGGAAAACACUCAAGAGACUAAGGCGAAAACUGAGAAACAAAACCAAUGGAUUAAAGUCCUGAACAGUAGCAAAGCCCAUAAAACUGUUCAGGCCAGGCUGAAGGCUGCUGCAAUAUCUCGUGAAGAGGACUUGGAAGUGACUUCUCCCUCCAACUCUAAUUAUCAUAUGUUGCCAUUGCAUUCAUAUUCUCCAUCAUCACCCUUACAAUCUCCCAAGGAGCAAAUAAGCGUAGGAAAACUUAGCACUGGGCCACCUAAUAGGCAGAUCAAUGAGAAUGUUUUGGAAAAUCAUUUUCCUCAACUGGGUUUUGUUGAUGGCACUAGAGGACACUCAAAAGUGAGUUUAGUUGCCAUGCCAUCGAAUGAGAAACGUCCUGGAAAAUUAUCUCAAAAACAACGCAAGAAAUUGGCAUUAGAAGAGGCUCCAUCAGCACCUGUACCAAUUAUUUCUCGAGGAUGGGAGAAGCGAGAGGAACUUAUGCCAGAAACUCCUCCGAGCUUGUCUUUAGCAGAUAUUAUGCAAGAGCAACUUAAAAAAACAAAAUUCAAUUCUUCCGCAACAACAAAUCCCAUCAAUAUAAAAAGAUCCCCAGCAGGCUUUUCUGGAUCUUCAUCCCAUCCAAUGAACAGUAGUUCUGGUUCACCUUGGAGUAGAGUGGAUGUUGCCAUGAGCCCUUCAACUCCACCUUCCUUGCCAGAUAUAACUUCCUGCGAUCCAAGUCCCAACAAGAAAGAGUCAGGACUUAAUUUUUCUGACAUAAUUGCUGAUGAAAUGAAACAGCGUGAGAACUGGACUCGCAUGAGGGCUAAGCCUCUUAAUCUGACACAGAUUGAAGACAGAGCCAUAGAGGAUCUCAUCAGUUUUUACAAUGCUAAUGAGUCAUGUGAGGAGCGCAUCACUGUUCGCAGAGUUCUGAGCACCAAAGUUGCUCGUCCUGUCUGGAUUACAUCAAAACACUAGCAAUGCACUAAAUGAGUUAUCAUUGUGCAUUUUCAAUAAUGUAUAAGGCUUGUGAACCACUUGGUAAAUCACUUACAUUUAUCAAUAAUUCAAUUUAACUAUA